Molecule: messenger RNA, 4940 nt
Organism: Malurus melanocephalus (red-backed fairy wren)
Lineage: Eukaryota; Metazoa; Chordata; Aves; Passeriformes; Maluridae
Gene: MED1
Product: mediator complex subunit 1
Exons: 17
Coding region: 142-4887 (1581 amino acids)
Biological process (GO): regulation of transcription by RNA polymerase II; cellular response to thyroid hormone stimulus
Cellular component (GO): mediator complex
Molecular function (GO): nuclear vitamin D receptor binding; transcription coregulator activity; nuclear retinoic acid receptor binding
Source: RefSeq, a predicted model, not a curated record
CGCAGCCGCGGGCGCAGCGAUGGCGGCGGCCGCCGCCGUGUGAGGGCGAGGGCGGCCCGGCCGCCGCCCCCGCUCCCCGCCCGCUCCCGAUCCCUCUCCCGCUCCCGUUCCCUCUCCCGAUCUCGGCCCCGGACCUGCAAUAUGAAGGCAGCGCCGGGCAGCGCCGAGGAGGCGGAGAAGCUGAACAAGAUGAGCUCCCUCCUGGAAAGGCUCCACGCCAAGUACAGCCAGAACCGGCCCUGGACAGAAACCAUGAAGCUGGUCCGUCAGGUCAUGGAAAAGCGAGUGGUGCUGAAYUCGGGAGGGCACCAGCACCUGGUGAGCUGCUUGGAGACGCUGCAGAAGGCCCUGAAAGUGUCAUCUCUGCCUGCCAUGACUGAUCGCUUGGARUCCAUCGCCAGGCAAAGCGGCCUCGGAUCCCACCUGAGUGCGAACGGCACYGAGUGUUACAUCACCUCAGACAUGUUUUAUGUGGAAGUGCAGUUGGAUCCUACAGGGCUGCUCUGUGAUGUCAAGGUGGCUCACCAUGGAGAAAACCCUGUGAGCUGUCCAGAACUGGUGCAACACCUGAGAGAGAAAAAUUUUGAUGAGUUUUCAAAGCAUCUGAGGGGACUUGUGAACCUCUAUAAGCUGCCAGGGGACAACAAACUUAAAACUAAAAUGUACUUGGCUCUGCAGUCCUUGGAGUUGGAUCUCCAAAAGAUGGCCGGGAUGUAUUGGCAAGCCACCAAUGCAAACCCUUUGGACAAGAUCCUCCAUGGCAGUGUUGGUUAUCUCACCCCCAGGAGUGGAGGUCUCCUGAUGAACCUCAAAUAUUACGUCUCCCCCUAUGAUUUAUUUGAGGAUGGCACCGGAGCCCCCGUGAUUUUGCACGAGAACAAUGUUCCUCGCUCGCUGGGUAUGAACGUGUCCGUGACAGUCGAGGGGACCAUGGCAAUGCACAAACUUCCAAUUGCUCCACUGAUCAUGGGCUCCCACCCCGUGGACAGCAAAGGGACUCCAUCUUUCUCCUCGAUCACCAGUGCCAACAGCGUGGACUUGCCAGCUUGUUUCUUCCUGAAAUUCCCACGGCCCAUUCCGGUGUCUCGAGCCUUCAUUCAGAAACUCCAGAGCUGCACAGGUAUCCCACUGUUUGACACAGCACCCACGUUUGUGCCCCUGUACGAGCUGAUCACACAGUUUGAGUUAUCCAAGGAGGCCGAUCCCCUGCCCCUGAACCACAACAUGCGCUUCUAUGCAGCUCUUCCAGGACAGCAGCACUGUUACUUCCUGAACAAAGACGCUCCUCUCCCGGAYGGGCGAAGCCUGCAGGGAACUCUGAUCAGUAAAAUCGCCUUCCAGCACCCCGGCCGGGUGCCCCUCAUCCUCAACUUGAUCCGACACCAGGUGGCCUACAACACCCUCAUCGGCAGCUGUGUCAAGAGGACAGUCCUCAAGGAAGAUUCUCCUGGGAUCCUGCAGUUUGAAGUUUGUCCUCUCUCUGACUCCCGUUUCAGUGUAUCCUUCCAGCACCCRGUGAACGACUCCCUGGUGUGUGUGGUGAUGGAUGUGCAGGACUCCACCCAUGUGAACUGUAAGCUGUACAAAGGGCUGUCUGAUGCCCUCAUCUGCACAGAUGAUUUCAUUGCCAAGGUUGUUCAAAGGUGCAUGUCCAUCCCUGUCACCAUGAGAGCCAUCCGUAGGAAAGCAGAAACCAUUCAAGCUGACACCCCAGCRCUGUCCCUCAUUGCAGAGACAGUCGAAGACAUGGUGAAGAAAAACCUGCCCCCCGCCAGCAGCCCAGGGUAUGGCAUGACCACAGGCAGCAACCCAAUGAGCGGGACCACCACCCCAACCAACACUUUUCCUGGGGGGCCCAUCACUACUUUGUUUAACAUGAGCAUAAGCAUGAAAGAGAGGCAUGACUCGGUGGGCCAUGGGGAGGACUUCAGCAAAGUGUCUCAGAACCCUAUUCUCACUAGUUUGUUGCAGAUCACAGGGAAUGUGGGGUCUACCAUUGGCUCAAGUCCAACCCCCCCACACCACACACCACCACCAGUAUCCUCACCAGCCAGCAACACCAAGAACCACCCCAUGCUCAUGAACCUUCUUAAGGAGAAUCCCCCUCAGGAUUUCUCCACUCUGUAUGGGAGCAGCCCUCUGGAAAGGCAGAACUCUUCCUCUGGCUCCCCCAGAAUGGAAAUGGGCCCUGGGGGGAAUAAGCAAAAGAAAAAAAAAUCCCGCAUGCCAGCCGACAAGCCCAAGCACCAGACUGAGGAUGAUUUCCAGAGGGAGCUCUUUUCCAUGGAUGUUGACUCCCAGAACCCCAUUUUUGAUGUCAACAUGACUGCAGACACCCUGGACACCCCUCAUAUUACUCCAGCACCCAGCCAGUGCAGCACUCCUCCUACCACCUACCCCCAGGCCAUCCCCCACGCGCAGCCCAGUAUCCAGAGGAUGGUUCGCCUGUCCAGCUCGGACAGCAUCGGGGCCGAUGUCACCGACAUCCUCUCGGAUAUAGCAGAGGAGGCUUCCAAGCUGCCCACCAGUACCGAGGACUGCCCACCCAUUGGGACUCCAGUCAGAGACUCUUCUAGUUCAGGACAUUCACAAAGUGCCCUCUUUGACCCCGAUGUUUUUCAGACCAACAGUAGCGAGAACCCUUACACAGACCCCGCAGAUCUGAUCGCAGAUGCCGCUGUGAGCCCCAACAGCGACUCCUCCAACCAUUUUUUUCCAGAYGGGGUAGAUUUCAACCCUGACUUGCUGAACAGUCAGAGCCAGAGUGGUUUUGGGGAGGAAUACUUUGAUGAGAGCAGUCAGAGUGGAGACACUGAUGAUUUCAAGGGUUAUGCCCCCCAGGCUCUAACUAAUUUGGGGGUGCAAGUCUUGGGGGCUGACGGGGGGGAAAAUAAAUUUAAGGGGAGCGCUCCRUCCGAGACGGUGGAUUUUAGUAUUAUUGCAGCUGCCAGCAAAGCACUGGGCUCCUCUGACAUCAUGGAGCACCACAGUGGAGGGCAGAGCCCUUUGCUGAACACGGGGGAUUUGGGAAAAGAGAAGUCUCAGAAACGGGUAAAGGAAGGCAAUGGGUCUGGAAGUGCCAUGGCGGGCGCUGGGAUAGACGGGAAACCGGGGAAGCGCAGCCGGACGCCGUCCAGCGAUGGKAAAAGCAAAGAGAAACUCCCAAAGCGGAAGAAGCAGGAGACAGACGGGAAGUCUCCAUCUCACAGUUCAUCCAACAGGCCCUUCACGCCACCAGCAAGCACAGGUGGGUCCAAAUCUCCAGGGAGUUCGGGCAGAUCUCAGACUCCUCCCGGGGUAGCCACUCCUCCUAUUCCAAAAAUAACCAUUCAGAUCCCAAAAGGAACAGUGACUGUUGGCAAACCCUCUUCACACGGCCAGUACACGAGUAGUGGUUCUGUCACCUCCAGCAGCAAAAGCCAUCAUAGCCAUUCUGCCUCCUCCUCCUCUUCUUCCUCCUCUUCAACCUCAGGCAAAAUUAAAAGCAAAUCAGAAGGGUCUUCUGGCUCAAAGAUGAGCAGCAGCCUCUACUCCAGCCAAGGCGGCUCCGGUUCGGGUCAGUCCAAGGGCUCGGCCCAGUCGGUGGGAAAGCCAGGAUCCUCCCCCAUCACCAAGCACGGCCUCAGCACCGGCUCUGGCAGCACCAAGAUGAAACCUCAAGGAAAGCCAUCGUCCCUCAUGAACCCUUCCAUGAGCAAACCAAACAUCUCUCCAUCUCACUCGAGACCCUCGGGGGGUUCUGACAAACUCGCCUCUCCCAUGAAACCUGUCCCAGGCACUCCCCCGUCRUCUAAAGCGAAAUCACCCAUCAGUUCAGGUUCCGGUGGGUCCCACAUGUCUGGGACUGGAUCGAGCUCRAGCAUGAAAUCAUCUUCAGGAAUGGGAUCCUCUGGGUCUAUGUCACAGAAACCACCUCCCUCCUCCAAUUCCUCCACGGCAUCUUCAUCUUCCUUUUCAUCCAGUGGGUCUUCCAUGUCUUCAUCCCAGAACCARCAUGGAAGCUCCAAAGGCAAGUCCCCCAGCAGAAACAAGAAGCCAUCGCUGACCGCAGUCAUAGACAAGCUGAAGCACGGCGUGGUCACGAGCGGGCCUGGCGGAGAYGACCCCAUGGAUGGACAGAUGGGGCCGAGUAACAAUUCCUCAAGCCAUACCAUGUCCUCCAAACACAACAUGUCUGGAGGGGAGUUCCAGGGAAAGCGGGAGAAGAGCGACAAGGAGAAAUCGAAGGUCUCUGUUUCUGGAGGAUCCGUCGACUCUUCCAAGAAGAACUCGGAUUCCAAAAACGUCGGGAGCACUGGAGUGGCCAAAAUCAUCAUCAGCAAACAYGAUGGUGGUUCCCCCAGCAUUAAAGCCAAAGUAACCCUGCAAAAACCYGGGGAGGGGGGCGGGGACGGCCUGAGGCCUCAGAUGGCUUCUUCCAAAAGCUACGGAUCCCCCCUGAUCAGCGGCUCCACCCCCAAACACGAGCGCUGCUCCCCCAGCCACAGCAAAUCCCCGGCCUACACCCCCCAGAACAUGGACAGCGAGAGUGAGUCGGGCUCGUCCAUCGCCGAGAAAUCCUACCAGAACAGCCCCAGUUCCGAYGAUGGCAUCCGGCCCCUGCCCGAGUACAGCGCCGAGAAACACAAGAAGCACAAAAAGGAGAAGAAAAAAGUGAAAGAUAAAGAUCGGGACAGAGACCGGGAUCGGGAUAAGGACAGGGACAAGAAGAAAUCGCACGGGAUGAAGCCGGAGAGCUGGUCCAAAUCCCCGAUCUCGGCCGAUCAGUCUCUGUCCAUGGCGAGCAGCACCAUCCUCUCGGCUGAGCGGCCGUCACGGGCCAGCCCCGAGUUCCUGAUCGGGGAGGAAGAUGAUGAUCUCAUGGAUGUUGCUCUAAUUGGCAAUUAAUUCUCCUGGACGAGCUGUCUGCAAGGCCUGCGGGUCCUGGAAGGAAGGAAGGA